CCAAAAGCAGCAGCGAGAGAGAGAGAGAGAGAGAGAGAGAGAGAGAGGAGAAAACAACAGUGUAGGAGGAAAAACUGGCAAAGUAGAAGGGAAAAAACACAUUUUUGCUUCGGUCCUGCCUUCGCCUCACACCAAGGGCACCUUCCUCUGCCAUUGGGAGGGAAAAGGAAGGUCUUCGAGGGGUGGAAGGGUGGGGGGAGGGGCAGGAAGAGAGGGUAAAGGAGGAAAAGGUUGGGUUUUUGGAGGAGGAGUUGCGAGCGGAGGGGAGAAGGGAGGGAUGACGUCUGGAGGCGGGCGGCUGCCAACGUGGAAGGAGAGGGAGAACAACAAGCGGCGGGAGCGGCGGCGGAGGGCGAUCGCCGCCAAGAUCUUCUCCGGGCUACGGGCGCUCGGAAACUACAAGCUGCCCAAGCACUGCGACAACAACGAGGUCCUCAAGGCUCUCUGCCGCGAGGCUGGUUGGAUCGUCGAAGACGACGGCACCACCUACCGAAAGGGAUGCAAGCCACCCCCUCCACCUCCAGAGGUUGCCACAGGAGGCCCGUCGACAAACAUAAGCCCUUGCUCUUCUUCACACCUCCUCAGUCCACUAUCCUCUUCGUUCCCGAGUCCCGUUCAUUCCUACCAUGCAAGCCCAUCCUCAUCCUCAUUCCCAAGCCCGAGUCGUCUUGACAACUCUAACAAUCCCAGUGUGAACCCCUCUUGUCUUCUUCCCUUCCUUCGCAACCUAUCCACCCUCCCACCUCUUCGAAUAUCCAACAGUGCACCUGUCACCCCGCCCCUUUCCUCACCGACUGCCUCCCGCCCACCUAAGAUUAGGAAGCCAGACUGGGACUACAGUGCAUUCCCCCAGUCUCUGUUUGCUGCGUCCGCCCCUGCUAGCCCUACCCGGGGCCGCUAUCAUGGGCUUCCUGCUGCUAUACCUGAAUGUGAUGAAUCUGAUGCCUCCACUGUUGGAUCUGGGCGGUGGAUCAACUUCCAGAUGACAGCCCCGGCAUCCCCAACCUACAACCUUGUCAAUCCAGGAGCAGUUCCGUCAACGAACAUAGCAAGUUCUCCAGGCGGAGAGGUGUUGGAGAGGGGGAGAGGAGGCAUGGAGUUUGAAUUCGAGAGUGGUAGGGUGAAACCUUGGGAGGGGGAGAGGAUUCAUGACGUCGCGGUGGAUGAUCUUGAUCUCACAUUGGGGGUGGGAAGCACGGCAUCAAAGUGAAAGAUCUCGAGUAUGUUUUGCAAAAAUGCUUUUUUGCUUAGUUCUAAUUUCAUCUCAAUGCACUGAAGGUUACAUCUGCCAAGUUAUUGAUGUUUAGUUUGCUUCCAAGGUUUGCCCGAAUGAUUCUCUUGGCACAAGAUCUUAUUGUUUUGGCUUCUUGUAAGACCAUGAUGCAUGGAUACAGAUUCCAUCUUUCAUGACUUCUAAGGCAUGGUGGUGAUCUGUGGCAAUUGCUAAUGAGAAAUCUUUUGGACUUUAGUUGUA
Musa acuminata subsp. malaccensis (wild Malaysian banana) is the source of this 1474-nucleotide messenger RNA. RefSeq names its product protein BZR1 homolog 1. Lineage: Eukaryota; Viridiplantae; Streptophyta; Magnoliopsida; Zingiberales; Musaceae. Gene Ontology annotation, biological process: DNA-templated transcription; brassinosteroid mediated signaling pathway. The record is from RefSeq and is a predicted model, not a curated record. Gene Ontology annotation, molecular function: DNA-binding transcription factor activity.